UGGAUAAGGUGGGCAAAGUCCUGGUGGUAGGACUCGAAAAGAUCUGUUGGAGUCGCGUCCAUGGUCGUACUGCGCAGACAGCAUUUCCUGUUGGCGAUGUUUGUCAGGAGGGGUCGGAGGUAAACACGUGCAAGCGUCACCGCCGCUUCCGUUCAAUACUGCCUGCCCAUCAUUUGCCAGUGGGCGCUAUGUUCUUCUCUUCAUACGCACCAUGCUGAGUAGCGAUACCGACCUCGUUGCCGUUGCCGAUGAUGAGCUCUUUCGGUAUGGACAACGCGUCAAAGACAAGGUGAUACUCAUAGUGGGGGCGUCGAAAGACAUCGGUAGGGAAACCGCUAUUCGCUUUGCAUUUUACGGAGCAAAGGUCGUUAUCGGGGACCAAGACGCAUCGAAGGCCCAAGACAUUGCCCAUAAAAUUGUAGCCGCCGGAGGGGUCGCAAUGGGCACUUGGUGUAAUGCUACUGUUUGGGAUGAUGUAGUCACGGUUUUCGAUUUGGCCGUCAAGACUUAUGGCGGGCUUGACAUCAUUGUUGCCAACACCGGAGUUCCCGAGGUCGGAAAAUUCAAGCAAGUAAACUUCGACAGUAAUGGGAAGCCAGUGAAACCCGACCUGACUACUAUUGAUGUGGACUUGGCUGGUAUCCUCUAUGCUGUACACCUGGCACAGUAUUAUCUCGCUCGGAACCGUCAGCCUGACGACUUGAAAGCCCUUGUGGUGCUUGGAUCUAUGGCGUCAUGGCAUGGUUUACCUCAAGCUCCUCUAUAUAGCGCGUCUGGGUGUGCGAUUUUGGGUGCCAUACGAUCUUUAUAUCUUGAUUUCGAACACAAAGAUAUCCGCACAGCCGUUAUAAGUCCUUCCUACGGUGUAUCAGAUAGCGAUGGGUUCCUAUCACCUGCAGAAGCGUCCACAAAGGGUCUUGAGCUAUCACCCAUCAUCCGUAUCGCUGGUUCAAUAUUUUAUUCCGCCACCAACCCAGCGAAGAAAGCCAAUGGACGAGCAUGGUUGAUACGUCACGAUGGCCCACUUUACAUGGUUCCCCGAGAGGAUUUGGACAGAGGUGUCUUCCGAGCGUACAACAAGAGGUUCAAUGGGUUGAUCGCCACUCUCAACGCUGUAAAAGGUUUUUCGCGAGGUCCCGGCGCGUAUUUUUCAUGAAGCCGUCAUCGGUCAUAAUUCUUUUAGGUCUUUUCGGGUUAUACGCUUACAUCGCUCUCUUGUGAUAAUAGCUGCGAAUGAUACAAUAAAAUACAGGGGGAUCCUAAUAAAGAUACAGAAAAC
Messenger RNA from Guyanagaster necrorhizus, 1279 nucleotides. RefSeq names its product NAD(P)-binding protein. The record is from RefSeq and is a predicted model, not a curated record. Bases 212 to 1156 code for a protein of 314 amino acids. The transcript is spliced from 7 exons. NCBI's taxonomy places the organism in Eukaryota, Fungi, Basidiomycota, Agaricomycetes, Agaricales, Physalacriaceae.